CCUGUGGUUUCUGGGCGCCGCUUUUACACAGUUUGUUGUCAAAGUCUGCUUGAAAUGCUCGACUUUAAGAAAUGACGAUAAAUAAAAGUGUUCGCGGUAUUACAGCUGGAACUUAAGGACUUGUCGUUGCUGUCUGAGGAAGUUUUGAAGGACAGAAGCUCGAGUUGGGGAAGAGGCAGUUGUCCAUCGGCCGCUGAUCCUACAGAUGCUGGUCCCCUCCAGGCAGCCGUCCUGCUCCGCUGGUAAACAUGGCGGAUAGUUUUUACAGGUUGGAGGAUGAGGCGUUUCCCAGCUUCCUGGGCCGGUCCCUGGACCGGUCCCUGGACAGCACCGGGGGCCGGGCCACGCUGGGGAACGUGACCCUGGGCUCCGGCCCGGGGCUGCCAGUAGCCGCCUCCACCGUGGCUAAAAUUAGACCUGGCUGUGACAACAGAGAUCACGCCGAGGCGUCGUAUCUGGAAGGCAGAGAAGCGCCGCGGGCUCAUUUACAGUCAUCUGUUGAAGAGCAGCCCAAGUUCGCCCUCAGCUACAAAGAUGAAUUAGAGGAUGCAGACGACUUCAUCGCAGCACAUCGGAUGUCUCUGGUGAAGAUCAGUCUGGAUGAGACUACGUCCAGGAACCAGGGCUCCGUGCUGGGACUCCUGCCCAUGCAGACGGGGUUAGAGUACGGACGACCCACGGACUUCGGAAACGAUCUGUCAACAGGACUUCUGACAUUUACACAGUUUGGACAGAGGGAUGGUGCUGAUAAAAAGUCCUCCAUCCAGGCUCGGACCUUUACCGCUGCAGCCGAGGACGACCACGUGCAGAGCGAGGGAGUGUCCAGUGACCAUUUCAGCGGCAGCACCUCCAGCUUCCUGGCCAAUGAAAAGCUCUUGGCUGUGGACAGCAUGAACAGUGAUAUCACAGAUGAUGACAUUGAUUUAAACAACCUGCCUGAAGAUGAGCUGGAGGUUUACUUCAACAAACUCAUCCCUCCUGCAAUGCAGAGAGGCCGAGUGGAGGGCCAGGAGAUUCCUGUCACGGGAGUGGCAGGUGCUGCUGCUGGCAACGUAUCGGACACCAGUUCAGAGCCGGACCAGUACGGACACCAGUUCCUCGACCACUAUGAUCAGGAGGACUUCCAGAUGCCUGACGUGCGUCUUGCUGCGACGGGUAUGGACUCUUGUCCGGCCAGUGACGAAGACACCGAAGACGAGCUGGAAUCUGCGAGAAGGAGCAACAACACGAGCAGGACACGGCUGCUGCCCAGCACGUCCAGACAACUGGUGGGGGAAAGCAACCGUCCCAGUUUUAGGCCGGGUCUGGAAGGGGGCAGUUCUGAUGACGAGGCCUCCAGCGGACGCAACGGUCCGUCUCUGUCUGGGAUCGAGCACAGAAGAUCUGCCGAAGGACGGGUCAUCAACCCCCCCGUCACAGGGGACGGAGGAGGUGGCGAUGGCAGCAGUGGGAGUGAGGAAAGCGGCAACGAUGGUGGCGUUUCCACCAUGCCUCUCCCAGCGACCGGCGCCCAGACCACCUACGAUGCUCUGCGUGGUCUAGGGAUCGUUGGUGGCGGCGAGGAGGAGAACGAUGAUGGGAUUAACCUGCCAGGACACGGCUGGAACGGCUUUCUCAGACCUGCAGAGAUGGGGGAUCGUGUAGGUCCCGUAGGAACAGGGGAGGCCAGCUCCUCGGUGACGUCUGGGGGGUCUCAGAGACUCUCUGUCAACUGGAGCACAAGGAUGGACCGCCAGGAGGCCCUGGAUGCCAUGGAGAGCACAGACUCGGGGCCGACGGCCGAUCGGAUGCUGGAUUCCAUCUACUUCAGGAACGGAGCUGGACUGAGGAGACCUCAGGAUUCAGUAAACCUGACCGUCUCUCCACUUGAAGGCACCCAGGGGAGCUUACAUCUCUCCCAGGUGCUGCUCUCUAAUGACGAGGGUGUAGAUGUACCUGAUGGAGCCAGGCCCUCUCUAGGGUUGAGGGGUGGGCCGUGUGGCAACGUGACUGUUGCAGAGGCUUCAGACGGGACCAGCGAAGAUGACGCCAACGCCCCUUCCUCUUCCCUGGAGCCCAAGUAUUUCUCCCAGAGCUUUCUGCAGGAACAAGAGGAGUCUGACGACGGCUGGCACAACUGUCCAGACAACAUGCAGCUGGAGUUUCAGCAAGGUGCCGAUGCUGCUCAGAGCGUUGUUUACCAGAAUGAAGAAGGCCAGUGGGUCACAGACCUCGCCUAUUACUCCUCCUUUGAGAAAGAGGUUGAUGGCAAGAAAGCUGAGGUUUCAAACCAGUUUGAGACUGAAGACUUUGUACCUGCCGGUGCAGCUUUGGAAACGAUAGCGAAAGAUCAAGAGGAGUUUGAAAAGGAGCAUCAGUUUAUGCAGGAGGAGCAGAUUGAGCCCGCCAACAGCAACGCCACAUUUCAGAGCGAGUCCUCGUGGAAGAUUCCCCCCAGCAGCCACGUCCUGAUGAGAGCGUCCCAGGUCUCCCAGGAGUUCAAGCAGGCGGAUGACAGCUACUUACGGCUAUCUCUAGGGCAGUUCUUUAGCCAGCGCUCCGAAGCCCUGGGCUGUCUGGGUUGGGCGGAUGUGCACAAUGUUAAACGGCCCUCCUUCGGCUACAUCAUCACGUCUCCAGAGAAGAGGGAUCCAUUUCCCCUCAUUCACCCCGCAGAGCUCCUGUCUGGAGGUCCCUCUUCUCACAAUUACACAAUUGACCUCAGUGAAGAGGACAAAACACUCAACACAGAUGACCUGGACAAAACUCUCAAUGGUCAGAGUGACGGGAUGUUACCGAAAGAGGAUCCAGAUCCUGAACCAUGUGAACCGGAAGGUCCUGCCGUCACGGCUUCACCGCCUGAACAAAGUCGGGGCUCGGGCUCCGAGUCGAGCCCCGGUAACCAAAGCUGCGCGUCGUCAGACAACAACAGCAGUCAGCUGAUGCUCAGUAUCAGUACAAUCGCUUCAGCAAUGGCUAACGCUUCCAUCAGCACCGACCCAUCACAACUGGCCGCCAUGAUUAUGGAUCUGACCAGGAGGAGCAGAGCGAGGAACCGUCCACUCGCCGCUAGCAGCAACACGGAGGAGCCCACUCAACAUAUCAUCCCUGAGUCCAGUCCAAGUGCACUCUUGGAGACUCUGCAGAGAAGCAUGUGUGCCGGAGAGAGGAGUGCUUUUGAUAUGGAGAAAUAUCUGAAAAAGACUGACUCCUCUGCAGCACACACCAUCUUUGACUUGAGUGGCUGGGCUGAAAGUCUCAGGAGCUCACAGAGGAACUCUCAAGGAGGAUAUCCCUCCGAACAGGAGACUGAGAAUCAGCAGUUUCCUUCAAGCACAAAAACUGCAGAUGCCAACAAAAGAGGAAGCACAAAUACAAACACUUCAGUGCCACUUUCCAAUUUAGUGUCACCGGUGAAGAAUGGGGAUUCGCAUAAAAGCUCCCUUUCUCGUCCUCUUGCAUCAGUGAGCUCUACCAGGACCCGGGAUUCAGGACGGUCUUCUUCACUCCACCCCCCCACAGACAAACUGACAUCCUGUGAUGGCCCUGCUGCCUCUUCAUCCAAGGAGUUUAACUCCACAGACACUGGAGUCCAGCUGGGAGAAACCAACCCCAGAAUGCCUGACAUAAACUUUUCAGAACCCCCCCGUGGGAAUAAUAAAAGCUUGCCCAGGACGUCCCCAAACUGGAGGAAAGGGCACUCAGGCUUGCCCGGUCCUAAAGGCUCCUCAUCCUCCAACCAGAGGGUGAGUGUCGGCCAGCAGCCACCAGAGAAACCCGGCGUGUCUCCAGAGAGGAGGGCGGGGCAUGUUGUUGAUGCCUCCGAGAAGCAUGUUGGUGUUCCUGGACAAAAGUCUUCAUCAGAACUACCUAAAGGUUUUCCUGAGCCAUGUGCGGGGGAUGCUCAGUGCAGCUUCAGACCAUCCACCUCCCCUCUCACCCACUCCUCUCCAACUCAGACCUCCAUUCCCAAUGCCGACAGCACGCUUUCACCCUCUUCAUCCAAUGGAGGUCCUGCUGACCGGCAUCCGUGUGCCGACCUCUCCCCCCAGUCUGUCUGCUGCAGCCCCAGUCUCAGCAGGCUCACGUACAUCUCAAUGAACGAAGGAACUGUUGUACCCACGCCGGAGAGAAAGAAGAAUAAUUCUACUUUGGCGCUGAGUACCACCAUCAUCAGAUUUAGUCCAACGCCGGACAGUUUUCCCCCAAAUCUGGAUAAUAAUCACUCUCAGCAUUCUAAAAGUCUGGACUCUCUUCCAGCGCGGCCCAGUAAAAGCCCAGAAGCCCCACGUAGCGGUUCUGCUCUGAGCUGCACUCGCAGCCAGAGUGAAUGCAACUACCGCUGUUCAGGUAACACUCCCACAGGUUUCAGGAGCGACCAGCAUCUCUCCGAGCCCAACGUGAAGCAGCUCAUUAAAGUGGAUUCAGGCUAUUGCAGCAAUUUAAACAUUCAGCACCCUGGCAGCUCCGCAACACCUCAGGGCUCCCAGCAGUGGCCGGCCGCUGCUCCGGCGUCGUCGGUGUACCCCGGUGGUCUCGGCAUGCCUCCCUCCUACCCAGCAGAAGGUCUCCGCUAUGUGCCCAUCCCCAGCUUCAAACCUCAGUAUGCGGGCAUGAACCUUUCCCACAAAGGAGAUAUUCAGUCCCUGCUAAAUGGACACCCCCUCUACAGCUCCCAGCCCCCCCAGCAGUACCUGGGACCUGAGGGUCCUGUGCAGUCUGGGGCUUUCCAAGGAAAUGCUCUCUUCACUGCCCCCUCUACAGGUUUUCUGGGGGUUUCCGGGCCUGCCGGGUCCCAUCACUUCCCUAGACCGCAUCAGUGCCAACAGGAAAUGGGCAUAAUUGGGAAACCAUACAAUCAAUACGGCGGGGAGCCCCUGCUGACAGGUGGUCUUGAAGAACUCAGAGGACAAGUGGUGGUGCCAGAGGAGCUGCGGUUCCCUCAUUCCUGCUGUGUAGGAAUUGCCUCCCAGACCUCGCUGAGCCUCUUCAAUCCUUCUGAGAGAUGGCAACAAGUGUCAAUCACAGUCACUAGCUUGGCCAUCGACGGAGAGAAGGUGGGCAAUCUGCCUUAUCAGUGGUUGAUUGUGAAGAACAAGACCAUUAUCGGUCCCAAGACCACGGAGGAGCAGAAGGUGUUGUUCAUCCCUCCGCAGGCGGGCAUCUACCAGUGUAUCCUCAGCGUCUGCUGCUGGCCUGCGUCUGCUGAGACGGAGUUGGCCGCCCGGGCCAGUCUCUUCUCCAAACGGGUGGCGCUAGUCGCCGUGGCAGAGAACCCACAGCUCGAGAUUGAAGUGGGCAAUUCCGGCUGUUUGGACUUUGGGGACGUGCCAGCAGACGGUGCUAAAUCUCUCCCCCUGAGGCUGCUCAACAGAACUCAUGCUACAGUCCCCAUCCGCCUGGUCAUCAGUGCAAAUGCCACUGCAUGGAGAUGCUUCACCUUUUCCAAGCAGCCCGUUACCAUGACGUCUGAGGCUCCACAGCAGGCGGGACACAUGACCCCGCUGUCCUCUCCCGCAGUCGUGAAUCAUGUGAUGCACGCCAGCUACGGAGAGAAUCCAGAAAGUUUUAUGGUCUGGGUUCAUUUCAAGGCACCUCAGAAGUAUGCGGCUUCUUCAGAGGAGCUGGGUCCAGCGGAUGAGUACCACGCCCGGGUGGAUAUUGAAGUGGACUCUCCUGGUCCGAGUCAGGUUAUUGCAAGAAUUCCCCUCAAGGCCAGGUCUGGAACCGCGAGGGUCCAUGCUCCUAAAGAUCUGCAGACUGUCAGCCUUUCUGCUCCGGUCGGUGAAUGUAGCCAACAGACUCUGCCGUUAAAGAACGCAGGAAACAUUGAUGUGCAGCUGAAACUCAAGAGCAGCGACGACAGUGAGGCCUUUUCUGUGACGCCUGAUGAACUGUCACUGAGACCGGGAGAGGAACGAGGCAUCGUCGUUACUUUCAAAGCCCACGGCAACAGGAAAUGUAGAGAAAGCCUCCUCACCAUCCUGGUGCUCCCAUCAGGCCCCCAGUAUGAAGUCACGUUGAAAGGGGAGCUGAUCCCUGCCGCCUCUGGAAAACCAGCACCCCCAUCUGCUCCCGUCUACGGCGCCGCUCUGACCAGCGACGUCCCGCCGAUCCUCUCUAAUAAACAAUUUGUGGCCUGGGGAGGGGUCACCCUGGGACGAGCUGUUCAACAGAAGCUGGUUCUGAGGAACAACUCCACCACGAACACACAGCAGCUCCGGCUGCUCAUCCGUGGCCAAGACCAGGACUGUUUCCAGCUCCAGAGUAUGUUCAGCCCGGAAGAGCGCAUCACCCGGCAUGGAGAGCUGUCCAUCCGUCCCAAAGAGGACGUGACGGUCCACGUGCUCUUCGCUCCCACCAGGGUGGCCUGCAUGCUGGCCAAGCUGGAGAUCAAGCAGUCUGGGGUCCGGCCUUCGCAGCCGGGGGUCAAAUUCACGAUUCCUCUGUCUGGUUACGGUGGCACCAGCAACAUCAUCCUGGAGGACCAGAGGAAACAGGCGGACGGCUACGUGGCGGCGAUGGCCGACGUUGCGGUGGGUCACGUCAGUAAAGUGUGUCUCUGUGUGAGGAACACCGGCUCCAGGGCAGCCUUCAUCAAAGCCGUGGCCUUCUCCGACGUGCCGUCCCGGUCUCACAUGGAGCCGUCUGUCAUGACGCUGGCGCCUUCACAGUUUGUGCUGAAGGAACGGUCACAAGAGGUGAUCACGGUGCUCAUGAAGUCCACGCAGAGAGAGCAGCGUCUGUGUCAGUCCGCUAACUCCCUGCUGGCGACGGUCUGCCUGUUCUGUGGAGAUGAAGUCUCCCGGCAGCAGUACAGGAGAUUGCUUCAGAGCAAACCGGAGGCAGCGAGAAAGGCCCUGUCUGAGAACAGCCUGCUCAAAAGCAUCGACUUCAAUGAAAAAUUCCUCGGAGAAGAAAAUGUUGCAGAGACGUACGACCUGCCCCUCCGGCCCAACGAGGCUCACAUCUUCUACAUCAACAUGACCAAGGUGGUGGUGUCUUUGUUGGGAAGCACCAAAAGCACAGAUUGUGAUGAGAGUGAGCGCAAAGAAAGGUCUCUUCCCUCCAUCAGCCACAUCACAGAGAUGGAGAGUUUGCCAAAUGGGAAUAUCUCUCUGGAUGUGCUCCCGGUGAAGGGUCCCCAGGGUCCAGCUCUGACGGUUGCAGAACCUUCCUCCCAGACUCCAGAGCCGUCACACUCGCAGCCCGACUCCUGGACCCUCCACCCCCUGCAACUUGUCCUGGAAGCUCCCACCAUCAACGGCCCGUCCAACACCAGUCAGGUCCAGAUACGCAACAACACGUCCAGAGAGCUGAAGUUUGACUUGUCCUGGCCGGCUCACUGCCUCACCAUCACUCCUCAGCAUGGACUUCUAGAGCCGCAGUGCCACCUUCAGAUCCUGAUCAGCCCCAACCCCUCGCUGGCAACCAAGUCCUCUCUGUUGCCCUGGAGCGGGCAGAUCUACGUGCAGUGUGACGGUCAACAGAAGGUUAUCAAGGUCCAGAUCCGUCAGGACCUGGCCCUGGAUGUGUCUGCUGCCCCAGCAGACGCCUCUCUGUCAGCCCUGCCUGCCCAGGCUGCUACUCCGGUGCUGCCCAUGCCAAGGCUCGGCUCCAAGCCCCCCGCUCCCCCCGACACCCCGCAGACGCCGCUGGCCGCGGUGGAGAUCAGCAACAAGACCAUCACCUUUCCCAGCACCGCUUCAGGGGAAACAUCAGAGGCCCAGCUGGAAGUGAACAAUGGAGACGUGGAAGUGAGGUGGUACCUGUCAUCAUUUGCUCCUCCAUAUGUCAAGGGGGUUGACAACACCCAGGACGUGUACCGGGCCACCUACACCGCCUUCAGGUGUUCCAGGGUGUCGGGGAUCCUGGGGGCUCGGGAGAAGAUGCAGGUGCCUGUGACCUUCCUGCCCAGAGACAAAGGAGACUACGUUCAGUUCUGGGACCUGGAGUGUCACCCCGUGUCUGACCCCCAGCAGAAAUCCAGGAUCCGCUUCCAGCUCUGCGGCACUGGAGUAAAGUUUGGGCCGGUGGAAGCACCGCAGGAAGGAAACUGUUCUCUGGUGAAGACUGACGCCGCAGUGAAGAGCAGGAAGAGACCAGAAGCCUCGGCAGGCAAAACCAGGCAAGAGGAGUCCGUGCGGAGGGGGGUGUACUGUCCACAUGACUUGUACACCUUCGAGAAAACCCGUGUGGGGGAGUCCAGCACUCUGAAGGUCAACAUCCGCAACAACUCGGCCGACAUGCACGAGCUGAAUUUUGUAAAACCUAGGGAGCCCUUUCACAUCAAGCAUUCCAAAUACUCCCUGAGAUCGCAGCAUUAUCUGAAACUCCCCGUCCAGUUCAAGCCCGGUUCCGCCGGCCGACAUACGGGUUUGCUGCUGAUCCAGUCAGAAACCAGCGGGAGUCUUGUUAUCCAGCUAAGUGGUGAGGCGUCGCCCUGAUUCCUCCUCCACCCGCCUGUUCUACCUCCUCCUGCAGCGUCUGCUCGGCUCUUCAUCGUGGGACGGAUGAGAGGAACCGAGAAGUGACGGACCUUCAGCAACUCAUGAGUUUUGGAGAGCUAAUGGAUUUGUCUCACUGUCCUCUGCUGCUGCGGUGCCACUUCACUUCUGUAACACGACGAAGGAUUGUGCUUUUGAAAAAGUGACACUAUGCCUUUUUUUUGUGGUUACAACAUCUGGAGGAACAAUUUUCUCUGCAGAGCUGAAGUAAUAAGUCUCAUGAUUGUAAACCCCCCCCCAACCUUUUUGUUUUACUUGAAUCAUACACUCUUACACGAAUGCUUUUAGGUCCGUUUACAUGUCAUGAGAUUCUCCUGCAGGGUGGUUUCCAUGGCGAUGAUCCCGGGCCGGGCCGAGCCCACCUGCACGGCAGCCUUCGUCAGCACCAGGUGUUGAUGCAGCAGUUACCAAGCCGUCCAGAUGUUUAAUUUAGUUGUGAUGGGGCAGCUUUCCACCAGCAUUAGGGCGGGGGCUUCUUUUCGGCAGCUGGCCAGCUCCAUUUUGCACGGUAACCAUGUGGUAACCGUGUGGUUACCACGUGGUAACCACACGGUUACCACAUGGUUACCAUGGCAAAAGGGUGUUGAUCGUUGUUCCUGCCACAGAAUAUGAGCUUUAGUGCGAGUGGCCGACCUGACCUGCUUCUCUAGUCUGUUUUGGGACUGAACUGCCACGAGGUUUACUGCGUUUGUACCUCAGGAAGAAAAACCUUCUCAACCUGCUGGAUGCCACGUAUUUGUACCGCUGAGGAACACUAAUGUUUAUAGCAGUUUGUUUAGUUUUUCCCCUGCAUGUUUGGUCCUUUUGAUAAGAAAGCAGUUGCUGUCGGCGCUAGCUGCAGACGAACACUCCUUAGCUUUUUGAUUUGCACUAUGUAAUAUAUUUUGUGAAUUUUUAAAUAAAGUUUUUCUGGUAAACA
This is a messenger RNA of Cololabis saira (Pacific saury), 9405 nucleotides long. It is a transcript of the gene cep192, whose product is annotated as centrosomal protein 192. The record is from RefSeq and is a predicted model, not a curated record. Gene Ontology annotation, cellular component: cytoplasm; centriole; pericentriolar material. NCBI's taxonomy places the organism in Eukaryota, Metazoa, Chordata, Actinopteri, Beloniformes, Belonidae. Gene Ontology annotation, biological process: centrosome duplication; protein localization to centrosome; centrosome-templated microtubule nucleation. Bases 249 to 8426 code for a protein of 2725 amino acids. The transcript is spliced from 52 exons. Gene Ontology annotation, molecular function: protein kinase binding.